This is a messenger RNA of Rhineura floridana, 904 nucleotides long. RefSeq names its product chromosome 12 C11orf52 homolog (gene C12H11orf52). The transcript is spliced from 5 exons. Lineage: Eukaryota; Metazoa; Chordata; Lepidosauria; Squamata; Rhineuridae. The record is from RefSeq and is a predicted model, not a curated record. Bases 1 to 894 code for a protein of 297 amino acids. Gene Ontology annotation, cellular component: extracellular exosome.
AUGAAUUUGCUGCAAAUCAGCCCCUGUCUCCACUGGGGAGGCUUUAGCCUGGAGGCUCUCUUCCUAUUUGGAAAGGUUUUAAAUAAACAAAUCCCGCGUAUCUGCCUUGCAUGUGGAUACGAUUUCUCCUCUGCCGGCACGCCAAAGUCCUUCCCCAUCGCAGCCCCUGUGGGGAGCCCCGAAUGGCCUGGGCGCCACGCUCCGAGCGGAGGCGAGGCGCCCCAAGACAGCUGUGGGUCUGACUCCCCUAAUAUUGAAGCUGCCGCCGGAAAACCGCCGCGGCCGGGGAGCGAGAGGCGCCCUCGGAGCGCCUCUGUCCAGCAGGAGGCACCCGCCGCCUUGCCUGCCUGCCUGCCUCGACGGAGGGAGAAACCUGACACGUCCGUCCCGGCGGACACUCCCUGGGAUUGGGGCUGCCCGGGGCUGAAGAGGCAACCAGGAAAUGCUGGCGCCCUGCGCGCCAGUGAGCGCCUGCCCUCCGCCCGAGAGAGACGGCCUCUGGCGUCCGGGAGCGCGAUGGGCAACCUCUGCGGCUGCACGGGAGGCGCCGGGAACUGCCCUUCACCAUUUAAAAGGAAAAAAGAAAAGCCAGGUACAAGAAUCAAUAAGUCAAGCACCAAACAGCACCCAGAGAGCAAUAAGGGAUUGGAUGUUGGUCCCGUUUAUGAUGAUGUGUCCGACUUCCCAGUCUAUGCCACCGUGAGCAAGCCAAAGAACAUGAAGCGUGACGACAGCAGUGUGCAUUACGCAGACAUCCAGAUCUUCAGCAAAAUACGUGAGCGCUCGGCUGAAGAGGUGAAGAGCUUCCCGUUCCAGAAUGCCACGGAGUAUGCCACCCUCAACUUCCCACGGGCCACGCUGAAGUAUGACAGUAAGAACGGGACUCUGGUGUAAGAGCUGAAAG